AUGAAGAUCAUUCCUCUCCCUACCCCGGUGGACAUUGACCAGCCCACCACCAUCCGGUCAACUAUAACUCCAUCGUUCGACGGUGCCCCAUGUCGUCGCUGUCUCAAGGACGCUUCCCUAAACGAAGACGUCUUGCUCAUCUCAUAUAACCCGUUUCUUCCUGAAAAUCAAGAUACGCCGUACAGCGGCCUCGGCCCGAUAUUCGUCCAUGCGAACGACUGUACUCUGUAUGAUGGGAGUGAGGAUAACACGCUGGGCCUUCCGGAGAAAUACCACUCUCGCUUGCUCAACGUCAGGGCAUAUGAUGCAGGAAAUAUGAUGGUCUGGUACAAGGUGCUCGAGGGAACAAAGCUGAUGGAAACUCUUGAGGGCGAAGUGUUUGGAGAUAAGGAGCUGGAGGUGGAAUAUGUGCAUGUGCAUUUCACGGGGCCAGGCUGUUUUGCUUUCAAGGUUGUGCCGUAG
Molecule: messenger RNA, 462 nt
Organism: Microsporum canis CBS 113480
Lineage: Eukaryota; Fungi; Ascomycota; Eurotiomycetes; Onygenales; Arthrodermataceae
Exons: 1
Coding region: 1-462 (153 amino acids)
Source: RefSeq, a predicted model, not a curated record